Messenger RNA from Quercus robur (English oak), 792 nucleotides. RefSeq lists its product as uncharacterized. The record is from RefSeq and is a predicted model, not a curated record. Lineage: Eukaryota; Viridiplantae; Streptophyta; Magnoliopsida; Fagales; Fagaceae. The coding region runs from base 1 to 792 and encodes 263 amino acids. The transcript is spliced from 2 exons.
AUGGGAAAUAAAAAGGAUACUCAAAAGGUCAAGGACACCAAGACCAACUUCAGGUGGUCACAACCAAUGCAGAAUUUAUUACUUGAGAUACUUGCAGAUGAGGCUCUUCAUGGAAACAAGCAAUCCAACACAUUUAAACAUGCAUCAUAUGCUAAAGUAGCUGAAGCAAUUACUGAGAAAUUUAUGACUGAAUGUACUCCAAAGCAUGUGGAACAUCGCUUUAAAACACUUAAAACCAAUUGGAAUACAAUUGCAUUACUUCGUAAUAAGAAAAGUGGGUUUGGAUGGAAUGAUGAUUUGAAAAUGAUCACCUGUGAUAGGACAGUGUAUGAUGAAGAAGUCGAGGAUAUGGCUACAGGAGGUUUUUCCAAGGGAGUAGGUGAUAUAGGUGUAGAAGCAUUGGAUGACUCACCUCCGCUUGUUGAUGCUGAUGUUGAUGACAUAUCCAAAAAGAAGCAAGUUGAUCCCUCACAUGUGGCCUCAAAUGAAACAAGGUCUCACAGGAAACGAAGUCAUGCUACUAUGAUUGAAGAUGCUGUUUACCAAGAUUUGUCCAUACAACUUGGUAAGGUUGCUUCUGCAAUAGAAAAGAUUUCUGAAAAUCAGCUAAAUUUUGGUAGUCUUUAUGAAGAAGUUAUGAAGAUGGAUGGAUUUGAAGAAAAUAUGCUUGCAUCUGCAUUUGACCAUUUGAAUGGGGAUGAAAAACAAGCAAGGUCAUUCAUGUUGAAAAAUGACAAGCUCCGUAGACAAUGGCUGCAGAACUUCUUUGACAACUAUUUAAGCCAAUUUUGA